CGGUUUAGUUCGGUUUUGUCAAGAACCGUUUUGAUAUUUAAAAAUCGAUUUCUGAUACUCUCUCUCUCGUUUGAGUUGAGACGAUAUGAGCAAGGCAAUAAUUAUAGCUUAUACAAAUCCGAUUUUUCACAUUCGCAAUCUAAAGCUUGAAUCUUUCGUAUGGAACAUCAUCAUUCGUGCCAUUGUUCAGAAUGUUUCGCCGCCUCCACGACAUUCUCCGAUCUCAGUCUACCUCCGUAUGCGCAACCAUUGCGUCAGACCUGAUUUUCACACUUUUCCGUUUCUUCUCCCUUCCUUUAACAAUCCUAUUCACCUCCCUCUUGGACACCGAACUCAUGCUCAGAUUCUUCUCUUUGGACUUGAUCAAGACCCCUUUGUACGAACUUCUCUGCUCAAUAUGUAUUCUUCUUGUGGCGACUUGACUUCAGCUCAGCGAGUUUUUGAUGAGUCUGUCUCGAGGGAUUUACCGGCGUGGAACUCGCUGGUUAAUGCCUAUGCCAAAGCCGGGUUGGUCGAUGAUGCGCGGAAGCUGUUCGAUGAUGCGCGGAAGCUGUUCGAUGAAAUGCCUGAGAGAAACGUCAUCUCCUGGAGCUGUUUGAUUAACGGCUACUUUACCUGUGGGAAAUACAAAGAAGCGCUUCAUCUGUUCCGAGAGAUGCAAUUACCUAAACCAAACGAAGCUUUCGUCGUCAAGCCCAACGAGUUUACAUUGUCCACUGUGCUCUCGGCUUGUGGGCGACUGGGUGCGCUCCAGCAAGGGAAAUGGGUUCACGCUUAUAUCGAUAAAUACCAAGUGGAGAUCGACGUUGUCUUAGGCACAGCUCUCAUUGAUAUGUACGCCAAAUGUGGAAGCCUCGAGAGAGCGAAAAGGGUUUUCAGUGCCUUGGGGUCCAAGAAAGACGUCCAAGCUUACAGUGCUAUGAUAUGUUGCUUAGCUAUGUACGGUCUCACAGAUGAGUGCUUCCAACUCUUCUCUGAGAUGGCCACGGGUAACAACACCAUAAACCCAAACUCUGUCACAUUUGUGGGCAUUCUCGGUGCUUGUGUACAUCAAGGUCUAGUAAACGAAGGAGAAUCUUACUUUACUAUGAUGACUGAGAAAUUUGGUAUCACUCCAUCAAUCCAGCAUUAUGGUUGUAUGGUCGAUCUCUACGGAAGAGCUGGUUUGAUUGAAGAAGCAGAGAGCUUUAUAGCGUCUAUGCCUAUGGAGCCUGAUGUACUCAUUUGGGGGUCUCUCUUAAGCGGAUCGAGAAUGCUUGGGGAUAUCAAGACUUGUGAAGCUGCACUCAAGCGAAUCAUCCAGCUAGAUCCUAUGAACAGUGGAGCCUAUGUGCUUCUUUCUAACGUCUACGCCAAAACAGGGAGGUGGAUAGAAGUUAAGCGUACUAGACACGAGAUGGAGGUAAAGGGCAUUAAAAAAGUUCCAGGAUGUAGCUCUGUUGAAGUAGAGGGAGUGAUUCACGAGUUUGUUGUAGGAGACGAGUCUCACAAAGAGAGCGAAAAGAUCUACGCUAUGCUCAAUGAGAUAAUGCACAGGCUAAGAGAAGCUGGAUAUGUUUCAGACAUCAAAGAGGUUUUACUUGAUCUUGACGAGGAAGGUAAAGAGAUGGUUUUGUCUUACCACAGUGAGAAACUGGCAAUUGCGUUCUGCUUGAUGAAGACAAGGCAUGGAACUCCAGUGAGAAUCAUCAAGAACCUCAGAAUAUGUGGAGAUUGUCAUCUUGUGAUGAAGAUGAUCUCGAAGCUUUAUAGUAGAGAAAUUGUUGUGAGAGACUGUAACAGAUUUCACCAUUUUAAUGACGGGUCUUGCUCUUGCAGAGAUUUUUGGUGAUACAAUGGCACCAAUGUUUGGUUUGGAUUAAAUAAUACACACAUUACUGAA
Messenger RNA from Camelina sativa (false flax), 1882 nucleotides. The record is from RefSeq and is a predicted model, not a curated record. Lineage: Eukaryota; Viridiplantae; Streptophyta; Magnoliopsida; Brassicales; Brassicaceae.